CUCAAAUUUCCACUCUUUUCACACACUACUCUGAUACCCCUUUUUUAAGGGUAGAGAAGUACCCCUCUCUCUCUCUCUUUCUCUUUCUCUCACACACACACACAUCAUCAUCUUUCCAGUGACUGUAAGCGUGUGUGCGUUUGUUGUUUUACAGAAGAAGCAACUGAAAAGAAACCACCAAAAAACUGUAAAAAUCAAAAGCCCCCUGCAGUGGUUUCCCUUCCCGGACAUGCCGAAGAAAUGAAACCACUCCUGGUAAAACCAAAAGGGUCAGUAGUGAGAGAGAGAGAGAGAGAGAAAAAAAAACAAGUCUUCAGAGGAGGCGUGGAGAGAGAAAGACAACAACAAUAAUACUAUUUAAGAGGGUUGUUUAAUUUAAAGCAAUGUCACAAGAUUCCGAGGAGAUAAAGACGAUUGAGCAGUGGCGAUGGUCUGAAAUGCAAGGCCUCGAACUGUUGCCUACUUCAUCAACACCUCCAGAAACAGCAGCACCAACACAAGAGCAGCAACAAAUUCAAGAGCAAGAACUGGGUAGAGAGAGAGAAAGCAGGCGGGAGAGAGAGAAGAAGAGGGAGAUGGAAGGGUCCGAGGGGAAGAGAGACGGGGAGAAGAAGCCCGGUCCGGGCCCGCCCACGACCGGGUUCGGCGAUUUGUUCAGAUUCGCAGAUGGGCUGGACUACGUCCUGAUGGGAAUUGGGACGGUCGGAGCCGUGGUGCAUGGCUCUUCCCUCCCCAUUUUCCUCCGGUUUUUCGCCGAUCUUGUGAACUCUUUCGGGUCUAAUUCAGGCGAUAUUGAUAAGAUGACACAAGAAGUUACCAAGUAUGCAUUUUACUUUCUUGUUGUUGGGGCAGCAAUAUGGGUAUCUUCAUGGGCAGAAAUUGCAUGUUGGAUGUGGAGUGGGGAGAGGCAAUCGACCAAGAUGAGGAUCACGUACUUGGAAGCGGCUCUGAACCAAGACAUCCCGUUCUUCGAUACCGAGGUCCGGACGUCGGACGUCGUUUUCGCCAUUAACACCGAUGCAGUGAUGGUCCAAGAUGCCAUUAGCGAGAAGUUGGGCAACUUCAUACACUAUAUGGCAACAUUUGUGUGUGGAUUUAUAGUGGGGUUCACGGCUGUUUGGCAAUUAGCUCUGGUCACCAUUGCUGUGGUUCCUCCUAUAGCUGUAAUUGGAGGUAUACACACCACCGUAUUAGCUAAGCUCUCUGGCAAGGCCCAAGAAGCUCUAUCACAGGCAGGAAACAUAGCAGAACAGACAAUAGCUCAAAUUCGGACGGUAUUGGCAUUUGUGGGAGAAUCACGAGCAUUACAAGCGUAUUCCUCGGCAUUGAGGGUUGCUCAGAGGCUAGGUUACAAGAGCGGAUUUGCAAAGGGAAUGGGGUUAGGAGCAACUUACUUCACUGUAUUCUGCUGUUACGCACUUCUGCUUUGGUACGGUGGGUAUCUGGUUAGGCACAACUAUACCAAUGGAGGACUCGCCAUGUCCACCAUCUUUGCAGUAUCCAUCGGUUGCCUAGCUUUGGGACAGGCGGCUCCAAGCAUGGCUGCAUUUGCCAAGGCCAGAGUUGCAGCUGCGAAAAUAUUUCGUAUAAUUGAUCACAAAUCAGGUGUUGAGAGAAACAACGAAUUGGGUUUGGAACUAGAAUCUGUUGCAGGACAGGUGGAGCUGAAAAAUGUUGAUUUCUCCUAUCCGUCAAGGCCUGAAGUUAGAAUUCUUAGCAAUUUCUCUCUAACUGUUCCUGCUGGAAAAACCAUAGCUUUGGUUGGAAGCAGUGGCUCUGGAAAGAGCACUGUGGUUUCCCUCAUUGAGAGAUUCUAUGAUCCUACCUCAGGACAAGUUCAGUUGGAUGGGCAUGACAUCAAGACAUUAAAAUUGAAUUGGCUGAGGCAGCAAAUUGGGCUGGUGAGCCAAGAGCCUGCUCUCUUUGCUACCACCAUUAAAGAGAACAUACUUUUGGGUCGGCCGGACGCAACCCUAAUUGAAGUCGAAGAAGCUGCCAGAGUCGCCAAUGCCCAUUCAUUCAUUGUCAAGCUUCCUGAUGGCUUUGACACCCAGGUUGGAGAGAGAGGCCUUCAACUCUCAGGAGGGCAAAAGCAAAGAAUAGCCAUAGCAAGGGCAAUGCUGAAAAACCCAGCAAUCUUGUUAUUAGACGAGGCAACAAGCGCAUUAGACUCCGAGUCGGAGAAGCUCGUGCAAGAAGCCCUUGAUCGCUUCAUGAUUGGGAGAACGACACUUGUCAUUGCUCACCGCCUCUCCACUAUCCGGAAGGCUGACCUUGUGGCUAUACUUCAACAGGGUAGUGUCUCAGAAAUCGGCACUCAUGAUGAGCUUAUGGCCAAAGGAGAAAAUGGUGUCUAUGCAAAGCUUAUCCGGAUGCAGGAAAUUGCUCAUGAAACCGCUCUUAAUAACGCCAGAAAGAGUAGCGCGAGGCCUUCAAGUGCUAGAAACUCAGUGAGCUCACCAAUAAUCACUCGAAACUCCUCCUAUGGGCGAUCACCGUACUCCCGCCGCCUCUCCGACUUCUCCACCUCCGAGUUUAGCCUCUCCAUUGACGCUUCUCACCCCAACUACCGCCUUGAAAAACUUGCAUUCAAAGAGCAAGCGAGUUCCUUCUGGCGCCUGGUAAAAAUGAACUCUCCUGAAUGGGUGUACGCCCUAAUCGGUUCCAUCGGUUCUGUCGUCUGUGGGUCCCUCAGUGCCUUCUUCGCAUACGUCUUGAGUGUGGUCCUAAGUGUAUAUUACAAUCCGGAUCACGCUUACAUGAUCCGAGAAAUCCGAAAGUACUGCUAUUUGUUAAUAGGGGUUUCAUCUGCCGCGCUUAUAUUCAACACUCUACAACACUUCUUCUGGGAUGUCGUGGGGGAAAACCUUACAAAACGGGUGAGGGAGAAAAUGUUAACAGCAGUGAUGAAAAACGAAAUGGCGUGGUUUGAUCAGGAUGAGAAUGAGAGUUCAAGAGUUGCAGCUAGGUUGUCUCUCGAUGCUAAUAAUGUUAGGUCCGCGAUUGGUGACCGGAUUUCGGUAAUCAUGCAGAAUUCGGCGCUCAUGGUUGUUGCUUGUACUGUGGGAUUUGCUUUGCAAUGGCGUCUCGCCCUUGUUCUCCUUGCCGUGUUUCCUCUUGUCGUUGCAGCCACUGUCCUGCAGAAAAUGUUCAUGCAAGGUUUCUCAGGAGACCUAGAAGCUGCCCAUGGCAAAGCCACACAACUAGCAGGGGAAGCCAUAGCCAAUGUAAGAACUGUUGCCGCCUUCAAUUCGGAAUUCAAAAUCGUCACCCUUUUCUCCAACAGCCUCCAAACUCCGCUAAGGCGAUGCUUCUGGAAAGGCCAGAUUGCUGGAAGCGGAUAUGGCAUAGCCCAGUUUUCGCUCUACGCUUCCUACGCCCUCGGCUUCUGGUACGCCGCUUGGCUCGUAAGACAUGGCAUCUCAGAUUUCUCGAACACUAUACGGGUUUUCAUGGUCCUAAUGGUCUCCGCCAAUGGUGCGGCCGAAACCCUAACCCUAGCCCCUGAUUUCAUCAAUGGCGGCCGAGCCAUGCGGUCAGUGUUCGAUCUCCUUGACCGGAAAUCUGAAAUUGAUCCGGAUGAUCCAGACUCCACCCCGGUCCCCGAACGCAUCCGGGGUGAAGUGGAAUUCAAGCAUGUUGACUUUUCCUACCCCUCCCGCCCUGACGUGUCAGUCUUCCGAGACCUCAACCUCCGUGCACGUGCGGGAAAGACUCUUGCGCUUGUAGGCCCCAGCGGUAGUGGUAAGAGCUCAGUCGUUGCUCUAAUAGAGCGAUUCUACGAGCCGUCUUCUGGACGAAUCUUGAUUGAUGGGAAGGACAUAAGAAAGUAUAGCCUCAAAUCGUUGCGACAGCACAUUACUCUAGUACCUCAAGAGCCGUGUCUUUUUGCGACCACCAUAUAUGAAAAUAUUGCUUAUGGGCGCGAAUAUGCCACCGAAGCUGAGAUAAUUGAGGCGGCGACUCUGGCAAACGCCCACAAGUUCAUCUCCUCCUUACCAGAUGGUUAUAAGACGUUUGUUGGGGAGAGGGGAGUUCAGUUGUCCGGGGGACAAAAGCAAAGAAUUGCGAUUGCUAGGGGUUUUCUAAGGAAGGCGGAGAUAUUGCUGCUAGACGAAGCCACAAGCGCGCUUGAUGCCGAGUCAGAAAGGUGUGUUCAAGAGGCGUUGGAGCGGGCUUGCUCGGGAAAAACCACAAUCGUGGUUGCUCAUCGGCUAUCGACUAUCAGAAACGCCCAAGUCAUUGCAGUUAUAGACGAUGGGAAGGUCGCAGAGCAAGGUUCACAUUCACACCUAUUGAAAAACUACCCAGAUGGGAUUUACGCCCGUAUGAUACAGUUGCAAAGGUUCACACACGGGCAGACCCUGAACAUGGUAUCAGGAUCUUCUUCUUCGGCUCGGCCCAAAGAAGAUGAUCAGAGAGAAGGCUAGUGAAUCGGAAAGAGAAUAUUACAAGAAAGAAGUAUAUCUCUUAUACAUCUUGAUGAAUUUUUUUGGAUGUCAUGUUCCUGUCUUAUGAUUUGGUAUAGCAUAGUAUGUGUAUCUUCUGAAAUUUCCAUAAUAUAUAUAUAUAUAUAUUCCUAUUUUGAUUGA
Molecule: messenger RNA, 4592 nt
Organism: Rhododendron vialii
Lineage: Eukaryota; Viridiplantae; Streptophyta; Magnoliopsida; Ericales; Ericaceae
Product: ABC transporter B family member 1
Exons: 10
Coding region: 384-4430 (1348 amino acids)
Biological process (GO): transmembrane transport
Cellular component (GO): membrane
Molecular function (GO): ATP hydrolysis activity; ABC-type transporter activity; ATP binding
Source: RefSeq, a predicted model, not a curated record